This is a messenger RNA of Pollicipes pollicipes, 2197 nucleotides long. RefSeq lists its product as uncharacterized. The transcript is spliced from 7 exons. Lineage: Eukaryota; Metazoa; Arthropoda; Thecostraca; Pollicipedomorpha; Pollicipedidae. The coding region runs from base 175 to 1794 and encodes 539 amino acids. The record is from RefSeq and is a predicted model, not a curated record.
CGCUGCCUAGUUCGCCUGGUUACGGUUCGACUCGUUAGUGUUAUUCACAACUCUCAUUGAUUAGGGUCGGCUCCGUAAGCGAAAAGUGAAACAAUGGAUGGGAUCAAAGAGCAAGCUCUGGGAAUGCCACCCCUGUCGUUAAGUCAGCUAAAUGUAUAAAAGAAAAACAGGUAGAUGGUGGAGAUGUGUGAAUCAGGCAGUUAUUUACCUUCCAGCACAGUGCAUAAGGAUGGAAAUGAUGCAGAGGACUCAUCUGAAUAUGUGCUCACCUGCCCAAGCUGUGAACUUUGGUUCUCCUCAAAAGUGGAUCUUGAUCAACAUGAAAAGGAGGAGCAUCCCAAGCUGAAGAAAAUCCAGUGUGAUCAGUGCAACUAUCAAGGCACGAAAAGGGCGUUGUCGGUGCACCGUUCGAAGAAGCAUCGUGAUCAGUCCCGGGCUAAUCAGGUGUGCCAGGAGCUGUUGGACGACAGGCCGUGCGCGGAGGCGUUCUUCUCGGUGGUCGGCCUCAGGCACCACCUGGCCAUGCGUCACAGCAUGGAUGCCGCGACACAUUGCCUCGUCGAGGAGUUCAAAACGCUGGAUGAAUUCCAGAGCUGGAAGUCCCAGUAUGAGGUGCGGAGCGGGGCGGUGUAUAACAUCGCCACCAGCCGACCCAAGAAGGGCACGACCGCCUGCUACCUGUGCUCCCGCUCCGGGGUGUACACACCGGCCGACUGCCGGAAGAGGCGGCUCAAGUCGCAGGGCACGUGCAAGUUAGGCCGGCGCUGCACGUCCGACUUGGCCGUGACGACCCGCGAGGAUGGCACGGUGCUGGUGAAGAUGCACACCUUCCACUACGGCCACGGCUUGGACGACGGCGACGUGCCUCACGUCAGGAUCCCCAGCGCCCAUAAGGCCAUCGUUAAAGAGAAGCUCCUCUCCGGCGUGCCGGUUUCGCGCAUCAUCAAGGACGCGCGUGAGUCGGCAGGCGGCGACAGCGGUGUGGGCACCAGCCGAAUCGCGCUGCUCCGGCGCAAGGACGUACUCAACAUGUGCCAAUCUCUGGGCAUCACCGCCGCGCCAGACCGCGCCGCCAGGAGCCGCAAGCGCAAGGUCAGGGAGAGGGAGUGCGCGGAAGGAUCGUCGUCCUUGGACCAGCUGUCGGCCGAGGAGUCGGCAUCGUCGGACCAGGUGGCGCCUCAACUCAGCCUGCUUGACACCCGCCCUCCAGACGUCGUUCCACGAGGUGCACCGGGCUCGGCGGCCCAGCCCGCGGACCAAUCAGCUCGCGGCAGCACCUACCGGCGGCGCGUGCUGGCCAAGUACUCGGAGCAGUCUGCCCGCAUCUCCGCACUGCCCGAUGACGUGCUGGCACAGGUAUACGCCAAGCUGAGAGAGGUGGACCAGCUGACAGCACAGGCCGCCAUCGCGGACUCGCACGGGCUCCCUGCUGCCAUCGGGGACUCGCACGGCCUCCGUGCUGCCAUCGGGGACUCGCACGGUCUCCCUGCUGCCAUCGGAGACUCGCACGGGCUCCCUGCUGCCAUCGGGGACUCGCACGGUCUCCCUGCUGCCAUCGGGGACUCGCACGGUCUCCCUGCUGCCAUCGGGGACUCGCACGGCCUCCGUGCCGCCGCCGCCGACACAGAGGAGCACGCUUGGAACGCGGCGGCGUGCCAGCCGAAGCGUGCACGGCUCCAGUUCAUCGCGGACGGAGUGGAUGGGGUACUGCCGUGGGACAUCAUCAACCCCCUCUCUGGUGGCGAUGUUCGUGUAGAGAGGGUCCCUCAGAGCCAGCCGGAUCAUUCUUACUAGGGGCCCUUUACCUCUCGGCCUGCGGUGUGGACAUGAGCCCGCUGUGGCGACGGCUGUCUUUUGUACCGGCCAUCGGCGGCCGCAGUGACCGACAUUCAUCCCGUGGGCUCUUCAUUUUUCAGUUCAUAUCGUCGCGUUUCAUGGUGUUUUGGCGUUGAGGUGUGAUGUGGCGCGGCGCUCUCCUCUGGGCGGAGCCGUCCUUGGGUGCCGCGCUAGCCGAUCGUAGAUGGGUACGAUAGGUUCACGGUGGACCAGUGGACUGUCUGUGGUGUAGUGUGGAACUGCCAUCGUUGUGAAACCCCGUCAAUGUUUGUUCAGGAUGGUCAUAAAGCUGUUGCCCGAUCGAGUUUAAUGGAAAAAGGUUCACGACUUGCCCAUCUCUAACUUGGAAUGAGGUCGGUUA